Messenger RNA from Sesamum indicum (sesame), 1410 nucleotides. RefSeq names its product malate dehydrogenase, mitochondrial. Gene Ontology annotation, biological process: malate metabolic process; tricarboxylic acid cycle. Gene Ontology annotation, cellular component: cytoplasm; mitochondrion. Lineage: Eukaryota; Viridiplantae; Streptophyta; Magnoliopsida; Lamiales; Pedaliaceae. Gene Ontology annotation, molecular function: L-malate dehydrogenase (NAD+) activity. The record is from RefSeq and is a predicted model, not a curated record.
CCACUUUCAGAUUCAGUUAAUUUGUAUUCACACACACACACAGACACACUCUGUUCUGUUCUGUUCUUCUACCUGAAUUCUCCGCUCUACACCAGAAAAGAUGAAGGCCGCAUCGUUGACAUCUCUUCUCCGGAGGAGCAACGCCGCUUCCACCUCGCCGUGUUUCUUGCGCCGCGCAUUUUCAUCAGAGGCAGCGCCCGAACGGAAGGUAGCCAUUUUGGGUGCUGCUGGUGGAAUCGGCCAGCCGCUCUCUCUUCUCAUGAAGUUGAAUCCUCUUGUCUCUAGGCUCGCGCUCUACGAUAUCGCUGGAACUCCCGGCGUUGCUGCUGACGUUAGCCACAUCAACACAAGAUCUGAGGUGAAGGGUUAUGCAGCCGAAGAACAGCUAGGAGAGGCACUGGAGGGUUCUGAUGUAGUCAUCAUUCCAGCUGGUGUGCCGAGGAAGCCUGGGAUGACCCGCGACGACCUCUUCAAAAUCAAUGCUGGCAUUGUCAAAUCACUUUGUGAAGCCAUUGCCAAGUACUGCCCCAAUGCUCUUGUCAAUAUGAUUAGCAAUCCUGUAAAUUCAACUGUGCCUAUCGCUGCUGAGGUCUUCAAGAGCAAGGGAGUAUAUGACGAGAGGAAAUUGUUUGGUGUGACCACCCUUGAUGUGGUCAGGGCCAAAACAUUCUACGCUGGCAAGGCUAAAGUCAAUGUAGCUGAUGUCAAUGUACCGGUCAUUGGUGGUCAUGCUGGAAUUACCAUUCUCCCAUUGUUUUCACAAGCUACACCAAAAGCAAAUCUGUCUGAUGAGGACAUUAAAGCUCUGACAAAAAGAACACAAGACGGUGGCACGGAAGUUGUUGAGGCUAAAGCUGGGAAGGGUUCAGCUACACUUUCAAUGGCCUAUGCAGGUGCGGUAUUUGCUGAUGCUUGCCUGAAAGGACUUAAUGGAGCCCCAGAUGUUGUGGAAUGUUCUUUCGUGCAAUCGACUGUAACAGAGUUACCUUUCUUUGCAUCCAAGGUAAGACUAGGGAAGAACGGCUUGGAGGAAGUUCUUGGUCUGGGUUCUCUGUCUGAUAAUGAAAAACAAGGAUUGGAAGCUCUCAAGCCUGAGUUGAAAAGUUCAAUUGAAAAGGGUGUUGCUUUCGUCCGCAGCAGUUAAAGUUGCAGGGAGCUGAACCACAUUCCGUCACCAGAAGUGGACAACAAUUUUGCAUUUUCCUAUGUUGUAUUCUGUUAGUGUUUCUUGCUACAGGAGAGGUUAUAUCUUGCCUUGUGAUGUACCGGGCUAGAUACACAUGUAAUAAUAUGCGGCUACACAAUGAAAUUAUUCAACAAUAACCCAUGCGGUUGGCUAGUCUUCGAUAUUCGAUUUCUGUCGGACAAGAUGCGCGGAAUGUUAAAUUACCACACGAUCAAGUUACUUGA